AUGACAGAUCCAGCCAGCGCGGCUGUGGAUUCAGCCGCGGCCUCAAAUGGUGUCUCGAAUGGCAAGAAGACAAAUCAGCUCGCCGACCUGGACCGCUUCAACCCGCUACGCUCCUCCACAGACAACGAAGACGAUGAUGAUGAUCACGACGAUCUCCGCCCGCUGGACGACUCGGAGCUCAGUUCGGCCAGCUACCUCGCGCGGCUCGCCGGUGUAGCCUGCCUGCUAGGGCUGCAAUUUGGGUGGGACACGGGCAUCGCAAGCGGUAUGUUGGUUGCGAUUCAUGCCGAUCUCGGCCACGACCUAAGUGAGGGCGAGCAGGAGCUCAUAGUCAGCGCCACGACUGUAGGAGCGAUUCUCGGCUCGAUAGUUGCUGGCAGGAUGGCCGACUGGCUUGGUCGCAAGAAAGUCAUGGUAGGCGCAGGGAUUCUGUUCCUCCUGGGCGCAAUGGAGCAAGCAGCGUCGCAAGUUGUCAGAGAGCUCGUUCUUGGAAGGGUACUGGUGGGACUUGGCGUUGGAAUGGCAAGCAUGGUGGUGCCCACCUAUCUGGCGGAAAUCGCACCGACCAAGGUGCGCGGGAGAAUCAUCGGCAUCAAUAGUCUCCUCAUCACCGGUGGUCAGGUGAUCGCAUACCUCAUUGACGCUGCAUUCUACAAUCUUCCUCAUGGAUGGAGAUGGAUGGUCUUGGCUGGUGGAGUACCUGCUAUCUUCCAGUUGAUCGGCAUGAUCUAUCUGGACGAGUCCCCACGCUGGCUGGUUGCACGAGGCCGCAUCAUCCGAGCUCGACACGUGCUGCAGCGUAUCUAUCCGCGAGCCAGCGUGCGGGCCAUCGACAACGAGAUUGAGCGGAUAGCACGCAGCAUGGAAGGCACGACACAACGCGAUGCAGUCGAUCCCGAUUCCGCACACGCUGCCGACCGUCAGGCAGAGCAGCAACCCCGGAGCGGAUCAAACGAUCUCCAAGCAACAUUAGGCAGAGUAGCUGCAGCGCCAGCACAGCUCACCUCCUCGGCACGCCAAACGACCACUGAGGUCAAGAGCAAGCUUAGUCUGCUUCUCCACCAUCAUAGGAGACCGCUGAUCAUCUGCUGUACUCUCCAAGCAGCUCAACAGCUCGUGGGAUUCAACAGUCUCAUGUAUUUUUCGGGGCGGUUAUUGCUUAUGGCUGGCUUCGUGCUCAAUCCGAACGCAGCCGCUGUCGGCAUUGCGAUCGCCAACUUCGUCGGCACCCUCAUCGCCAUGAGAUACAUCGACAUCUGGGGACGUCGCAAGCUGCUGCUCUACACCACCGCAGCCAUGACAUUCUUCCUCUCCCUCGUCGCAAUCGGGUUCAGUCAGAUCGAUCUGGGCCCUAUUACCGGCGGUCCUCCCACCACCACCACCACCACCACCACCACCACUCCUACCUCAGCAUGGCCCUACCUGACACUCGCCUUUAUGAUCCUCUUCACGCUGUCCUAUGCGCUCGGCCUGGGCAUCGUACCAUGGCUCAUCCAGUCCGAAAUUUUCUCCGGUCAAGUACGCGGCGUCGGCGCUGGCCUAGCAACAGCCACAAACUGGAGCACGAAUCUGUUGAUCUCAUCGACAUUCCUGCACAUGGUCAAGUGGAUUCGUCCGCAAGGAUGUUUUGGGCUGUUCAGCGUGGUGGCUGCGCUCAGUUGGGCGUUCACCUACUGGCAGCUGCCCGAGAUGGCCGGUGUCAGUCUGAGCGAUGUCGGCGGUGAGGCGGAGAGGGAGGUGUAUCGGGCUGUGCCUGCGGAGGAGGAGAGCGACUAA
Kalmanozyma brasiliensis GHG001 is the source of this 1776-nucleotide messenger RNA. RefSeq names its product General substrate transporter. Gene Ontology annotation, molecular function: myo-inositol:proton symporter activity. Gene Ontology annotation, cellular component: membrane. NCBI's taxonomy places the organism in Eukaryota, Fungi, Basidiomycota, Ustilaginomycetes, Ustilaginales. The transcript has a single exon. Bases 1 to 1776 code for a protein of 591 amino acids. The record is from RefSeq and is a predicted model, not a curated record. Gene Ontology annotation, biological process: transmembrane transport.